Pantherophis guttatus is the source of this 1163-nucleotide messenger RNA. It is a transcript of the gene GID4, whose product is annotated as GID complex subunit 4 homolog. Gene Ontology annotation, cellular component: GID complex. NCBI's taxonomy places the organism in Eukaryota, Metazoa, Chordata, Lepidosauria, Squamata, Colubridae. Gene Ontology annotation, biological process: protein targeting to vacuole; negative regulation of gluconeogenesis; protein catabolic process in the vacuole. The record is from RefSeq and is a predicted model, not a curated record.
GCGGCGAAGGGAGCGGAGCGGAGCGGGGCUGCAGGCGGGCAGGGAGGCCGGCCCGGUGACGGAGGACGAGCCAGGCCCGCCCGCCCGCCCCGCGCUGGCGCCGGGAGACCCGGCCGAGAUGCCGGUGCGGAGCUCCUGCCGCUGCCCCCCGGAACCGGCCCCGGGAGCCGCCGCCGCCGCCGCCCGCCUGGAGCCUCCGCCGCCCAUCAACACGGCGCAGCCCGGCGUCAGCACCAGCCGCCUCUACAGCGGCGCCAAGUUCCGCGGGCAGCAGCGCUCCAAGGGCAACGCCUACGAGGUGGAGGUGGUGGUGCAGCAUGUUGACAUGGAUAACUCCUAUCUCUGUGGAUACUUAAAGAUAAAAGGCCUUACUGAGGAGUAUCCAACACUUACUACUUUCUUUGAAGGAGAAAUAAUCAGUAAAAAGCAUCCGUUUUUAACCCGGAAAUGGGAUGCAGAUGAAGACGUGGAUCGUAAACAUUGGGGAAAGUUCCCAGCAUUUUACCAGUUUGCAAAAAUAUUUAACUCUGAUGAUUUUGAUUAUGAGGAUCUGAAAAAUGAUGACUUUGUCUUCAUGAGGUGGAAAGAGCAGUUCCUAGUCCCAGAUCACACCAUUAAAGACAUCAGCGGGGCAUCCUUCGCUGGAUUUUAUUACAUAUGCUUUCAGAAGUCUGCAGCAUGUAUAGAGGGCUAUUACUAUCACAGGAGUUCAGAAUGGUAUCAAUCUCUGAAUCUGACUCACGUCCCUGAGUACAGCGCGCCCAUUUACGAAUUCCGGUGACAGGGAUGCCAAGAGCUUCACUAAGAGAUGGCCAGUGAGGCCGGGGGGUGGGGAGAGAGGAGGCGAGCGCGAGGGCGCAUCUUCUAUUCAGACAACGGGGAUGUCUCAGUCAGGACAGAAGACACCAGGCUCCCCUCUUACGGGCAUCUGGACCGAUCUGAAAGCACGAAGGGGAAUCCACGGGACUGCCGGAGCCUGAUCCUUCUUCCAGCUGCGUGGCCAACCUGAUCCCAGAGCCGGAUCUCAGAGCUACCGGUCAAUGCCCUUUUCUUACAGAGCUCGCCUCGAGAUCGCUGACAAUCCUUUCCCUCCGCUCCUUUUGGGGGGAGGAAACGCCCGCGUCUCCCCAGAUCUCCUUGGAAUAGAAGAGAACAUAAGUUGC